AUAAUUAAGAUAACAAAUGGAAUCGAUUUAUUGAAUAAGAGUUUGCAUUCUUUGGUUUGUGACAAAUACGAAGACUUAUUGUCCGAAUUGAACAAAAUGGACACUUUGGAGGAAGUGCUUCGUGUGAUCCAAACCAGAAUUGAAUGCCUAUUAACAGCCGUUUAUAAGAUUAGGUCCAAACUCGUGGACCCUUACGAUCGCAUUUGUCAACAGAUUGUGGUUUUAAAUCGUCUCCAAAAGACAUGUGAUUUAUUGCGGCGAACGAUACGUAUUAUUCAUUUGAUUAAACGCUUGAAUGACAACCGAUUUGAUGCCACAGACGGACCACUGAUGGCCCGACAACUCACUAAAACGGCUCAAUAUAUCUCACAAAUCGAUUCCAUUGUCAACGAAGACACUAACGGCUCGCUUAACAAAAUCAAUGUAAUCAGAGAUGACUUGAAAAGUGUUGUCGGAGUGAGAAAUACACUCAUCAUAAGUGCGGAUCAACUCUUCUCUAUAGGACUGGCAGAACAAGACAGCAAUCAAUUGGGUUCCGCUCUUCAGGUUUACUAUAGUUUAAGAAUUUUAGACCAAAAGAUUCGCCAAAUUAUUGAUGAAAAACAGGAGUAUAUGAGGAAAGCAGUGAAUGAAGCGACAGAUGUGUCCGCUUUGAAUCAAAACCGGAGUUCAGGUCCCGGAAGAGUUGUCAUACCAAUGACUAUCGCACAGAACAGCUCUCUUCGGUCAACACUUCGACAAAACAUUGAGACACUUAUUGAUAAUAUAUACAACACUUUCAGUCAAAUCAGUUUAAUUUACAGAUUAGUUAAGAAGAGGAGAGACACUUUAACCAACUCUUGUCUUAUCGAUCAAUUGAAUCAAACCGAUAGCGAAGGACUCAAUCAUUUCUGGACUUUUGUGACCAAAACAUUGUCGGAACAGCUCUGCAAAGUGGCCAACGAUUCUCAAACCAUACGACAGGCGCUCGAAACAGAAUAUCCUAAUUAUUUAAACUCUUUUAGCGAACUCUGGAAACGUAUCUCUCGUGACCACAAAGACAUCAAUGCAGAGAAAGUGUUGCGAUCAUCGAUGCAAGCCUUUGAGAGCGCAUACCUCUCCCGUUCCCUCUCUCUUCUCUUUGAUUCGGUGAACAAAGUGUUUGCCGACGCAAAAGAGCCGUCACUUAAUCCAAACGCUGAGUCUAUAUAUACAGCAAAUGUUCCCUCAGAGAAGGACAUCGAUCUCAUCAUAAGACACAUUUCAACUGAAUUGCACGCCAGCGCUGUUGACCACAUGUUAUGCCAAUCUGUGGCCAAGAAUGUGACCAAAACUAUCAAUUUGUUUGUCCAAAAGUGCGAACAACUCAACUCAACUGAUGGUCACUCAACUCAAGUGAUCGGUCCCUUCACUCCCAGCCAAAGACUAAAUGCUGCGAUUGUGGACAGAUUGCAGAUGUUUCGCAUGAAAAUCAAUAAACUUUUGGUCACUUCCAACUGUCCCAUCGAUUGUCUUAAACUAGUUGAGCAAUCGUUGUUUCCCAUCGAGAACCUGAUGUUUAAUACAUUGAAUCCAUUCUUCGAGAGCAUAACCGAUGCCAUCGAAGCAAUUCUGUUGACAAUGCAUUCGGAAAACUAUAGCGAUACGGAUAGAGUGGCCAACCGUACGAUUCAACUGUUUUUAAGACAAAUAACACUAAUAAGACCGCUAUCGAAAAGGGGUCGCAUGAGAAUCGCUGCCGACUUCGCGCAGUUGGAAAUGGCGUUAACACCGCUCUGUAAUCCUAUCGGACGUCUGGGCCGUCAGUACCGUAUUCUGCGCUCAUUCAAGCCAUUGCUCUUCCAAAGCGCCGAAUCCAUUGCCAAAUCGGGUGCCGUCGGAGAUCUCAUUCCGUAUUCUCUUAUUCUUGAAUUCUUGAUCUCUAAUUACGCUCCGAAUGACAUCAAGAGUAGCCAUCAAUACAUGAAUUGGUCGCUCACGAGUUCGUUGUGCGCGAUGUCUAAAUUUCUGGCCACAGAUCGGUGCCAUAAUAUCAUCGACCGAUGUCUUCAACUCUUUGGAGGUUAUGGAUAUCUAAAGGAUUAUCCGAUUCAACAGCUAUUGAGAGAUACGAGAGUUCACCGAAUCCUUGAGGGAACCAAUGAAAUAAUGAAAGUGAUUAUCGCUAAAGACUUGAUUGAUAAACACAUUGAAUCGCAUAUCAAUCGUAAUUUUACAAAAACCACAUCUAAUAACGGAUUACCAAAUGAUAAAAGUAGUGAACACUUGAGAGAACACACGAGUGCCGCAUAUUCUUCUUGA
Messenger RNA from Medioppia subpectinata, 2280 nucleotides. Lineage: Eukaryota; Metazoa; Arthropoda; Arachnida; Sarcoptiformes; Oppiidae. The record is from the annotation of a GenBank genome assembly.